Cololabis saira (Pacific saury) is the source of this 2994-nucleotide messenger RNA. It is a transcript of the gene chp2, whose product is annotated as calcineurin-like EF-hand protein 2. The transcript has 7 exons. Gene Ontology annotation, molecular function: calcium ion binding. Bases 22 to 615 code for a protein of 197 amino acids. NCBI's taxonomy places the organism in Eukaryota, Metazoa, Chordata, Actinopteri, Beloniformes, Belonidae. The record is from RefSeq and is a predicted model, not a curated record.
GGACGACUCCGGGGCAGCAGGAUGGGAACCAGCAGCUCCAGCAGCUCCGGCGGGGAGGAGGACGCCGGCACACAGGAGCUCCUUCAGGAAACCGGCUUCUCGGCCGGCCACCUGCAGCGUCUCAGAGAGAGGUUCGACUACCUGGACAAGGCGGGCCGAGGACAGCUCAGGAUGGAAGACUUCGAGUCCAUCCCCGACUUGGACUCGAACCCCAUCAAAGACCGGAUCAUCGCUGGAUUCUUCUCCCCGGGACAGGAAACGGUGGACUUUCCCGCCUUUGUCCGGGUUCUGGCUCACUUCCGUCCCAGGGACAGGAACCGGAGCAGAGACAGAACGCAGCCAGAACCGCCCAACACCAAGACCCAGAAACUCAGAUUUGCCUUCCAGCUGUACGACCUGGACGGAGACGGGAAGAUCUCCAGAGCCGAGCUCCUUCAGGUGCUGCAGGAGAUGCUGGGCCUGCAGGUGAACGAGGAGCAGCUGCGCUGCAUCGCUGAGCGAGCCAUCCAGGAGGCCGACCGGGACCAGGAUGACGCCAUCUCCUUUGACGAGUUCAAAAAGUCUCUGGAGAAGGUGAACGUGAACGAGAAGAUGAGCAUCCGCUUCCUGGAGUAACAGAGGUCCAGACGGAGACGAGGAGACACCAGGAGACACGAGACACCAGGAGACACCAGGAGACGCCAGGAGACGCCAGGAGACGCCAGGAGACGCCAGGAGACCAGUGGCGAUUCCUCUAAGACUGCAAGGGAAGCUCAGCUUCCUCUAAAAUGUCAAAAAAUAACUGGUCAAAUAUGUACUGUUGUGUUUACAUUUCAUUGACUAUAUAUGCGCUAGAACGGGAUCACCUUUACUUCAGCCUCUUAUCAAAGUCACAGACGCAACUUUCUCCUCAUUCAUUCCUGCAGCUUCACGUGCAGAAGCUCAGCAUCUAUGGCAGGGGUCGGCAACCCAAAAUGUUUUAGAGCCAUAUUGGAGCAAAAACACAAAAAACAAAUAUGUCUGGGGUCGCAAAAAAUGAAAAGUCUUGUAUAAACCUUAGAAUGAAGACAACACAUGCUGCAUGUUUCUAUAUUAGUUAUAACUGGGGGAGGAUUUUAUUUUUCAUUAUGCACUUCAAGUUAAAAAGUCAAAAUGUCGAGAAAAAAGUCGAAAUGUCGAAAAAAAAGUUGAAAUGUCGAGAUUAAUGUUGAAGUACAAUUUUGAGAAACAAGUCGAAAUGUUGAAAAAAAAAGUUGAAUUUCGAGAAAAAAGUCGAAAUGUUGAGAUUAAUGUUGAAGUACAAUCUCAAGAAAAAAGUCAAAAUGUCAAGAAAAAAGUUAAAAUUUCGAGAAAAAAGUCGAAAUGUCGAGAUUAAAAAGGAAAGGAAAAAGGAAGAAAAAAUAGAAAAAAAGGAAAAAAAGAAGAAAAAGAAUUUUAACCAGACCUCGACCCAGGUCGGUGUAUCUGAGUUGUAGUUCUGGUGAGACGCCACCGGGGGGAGCUGUUGCUCAAACAUUUCCUGCAGCAGACGGGACCCAGAACUGGUCCGGGGCUGGGGGACCAUAUGGUUCCUGGACGAACCCCCAGACUCCCCAGGACCCCCCGUGGAGGUUUAGACCAUCUUUUACACUUUAUUAAAGCUUUUAACCCUUGUGCUGUGUUUGGGUCAAAAUGACCCAAUUCUUCCUUCUUUCUUUCCUCCUGCUCUCUCCUUCCUUCUUCCUUUCCUCUUUUCCUCCUUUUUUACCCUCCUUUACUCCUUUUUCUUCCUACCUCCCUUCCAUCAUUCGUUCCUUUAUUACCUUCUUUGAUUUUGCUUCUUUCUUUCCUUUUCUCCAUUCCUUCCUCCCUCCCUUCUUUCUUUGUCUCCCUUCUUUCUUUCUUUCUCUCUUCCUUCCAUCUUUUCUCCCUUCCUUACUCCCUUUCCUACUUCCUUCCUUCCUUCUUUUCUCCUUUCUUCCUUCCUCCCUUCUUUCCUUCCUUCCAUCUUUUCUCCCUUCUUUCCUCCCUUCCUUACUCCCUUUCCUACUUCCUUCCUUCUUUUCUCCUUUCUUUCUUCCUUCCAUCUGUUCUCCCUUCCUUACUCUCUUUCCUACUUCCUUCCUCCCUUCCUCCCUUCCUUCUUUUCUCCUUUCUUCCUUCCUUCCAUCUUUUCUCCCUUCUUUCCUCCCUUCCAUCUUUUCUCCCCUCGUUACUCCCUUUCCUACUUCCUUCCUUCUUUUCUCCUUUCUUCCUAACUUCAUUCUUUGCUCCCUUCCAUCUUUUUUCCUUCCUUCCUUCCUUCCUUCCUUCCUUCCUUCCUUCCUUCCUUCCUUCCUUCCUUCCUUCCUUCCUUCCUUCCUUCCUUCCUUACUUCCUUCUUUCCUUCAUUCCUUCUUUUCUCCGUUCACCCUCCCUUGACCCAAAGACAGCACAAGGGUUAAAGUCGUGCACCUCUGAUCAGCAGGAAGUAAGACACCAUGGGACACACAGGUGGAAUUCUGGGAGUUUAUUUUGGAUCUUUUUUUAGAUCAUCAUGGUCCCGCCGGGUGGGACGGGGGACAACGACCAGGAUCCACACACAACAAACAUUAGUGUCACACCGAGCCGAGCGUCUCUCUCCAGGAAGUAGACGGAGCCGUCCUCCUCUCUACUUGUGAGGCAUCGCGGCGAACAGCAGCCAGUAGAGAGAGUAGCCGGUUCCUGUGGAGACACGAGCAGGUUAACGUCUUCAAGGACACAUGAGACAUAUGAGACCUGAUAUGAGACCUGAUAUGAGACCUGAUACGAGACCUGAUAUUAGAUUACUGUAAUGUGUUAUUAGCAGGAUGUCCAAGUAAUUUGCUGAAUAGGCUCCAGCUGAUCCAAAAUGCAGCAGCACGAGUACUGACAGGAAUCAGCAGGAGAGACCACGUCACUGUUUUUUUAACAUAUAUUUAUAAAACUGUUUUUACAUACUGCACAAAAGAUCUUAUCUGUCGAUUCCUUGUAUGUCUGACAUGUGAAGAAACGACAAUAAAGCUACUUUGACUUUGA